Messenger RNA from Pseudovirgaria hyperparasitica, 789 nucleotides. RefSeq names its product PRP38-domain-containing protein. The record is from RefSeq and is a predicted model, not a curated record. The transcript is spliced from 2 exons. Gene Ontology annotation, cellular component: precatalytic spliceosome. Lineage: Eukaryota; Fungi; Ascomycota; Dothideomycetes; Acrospermales; Acrospermaceae. The coding region runs from base 1 to 789 and encodes 262 amino acids.
AUGCCCCCCCACCGCCCCGACGCAACCGCCCUCCUCGACACGCGCGGCUACACCGGCGCCCUCAUCCGCGGCGCCAACCCCGCCCACCUCAUCGAAAAAGCCGUGCGCGACCGCAUAACCGAAAGCUUCUACUGGAAAGAGCAAUGUUUCGGGCUCAACGCCGCCACGCUCUGCGACCGCGCCGUCGAACUGGACUGCGUAGGCGGCACAUACGGGGAUCAGGGCCGGCCGACGCCGUUCCUGUGCUUGGCGUUCAAGAUGCUGCAGAUUAUGCCGCCGCGGGAGAUUGUGCUUGAGUUUUUGAAUUUCGCUGAGGGAGAUGCGGAGGAUGAAGGGGAUGGCCACUUCAAGUACCUCCGCGUGCUGGCGGCCUUCUACAUCCGCCUGACCUGGGAGCCCGUGGACAUCUACAACACGCUCGGCGCGCUGCUCGCGGACCCGCGCAAGAUCCGGCGGCGGACGCGCAACGGGUUCAGUCUCACGUACGUCGACCAGCUGGUGGAUGAGAUGCUGAGCAAGGAUCGGAUGUUUGCGACGAGUCUGUGGAAGAUGCCGGUGCGCUCGCAGCUGGAGGAUAUGGAUUUGCUUGAGGCGUAUGUGAGUCCGUUGCAGGGCGAGGUGGAUGCGAUGGACGACGACGACGACGACGACAGGUCUUUGCGGAGCGUCGGGUCUGGAGCCGUGGGAUCGAGAUCACCGUCUUCGUCAGGGUCACGGUCACGGUCACGGUCACAGUCAAGACCACGGUCAAGACCACAGUCAAGCCCACGGUCACAGUCGCCAGUCUGA